Striga hermonthica is the source of this 285-nucleotide messenger RNA. Lineage: Eukaryota; Viridiplantae; Streptophyta; Magnoliopsida; Lamiales; Orobanchaceae. The record is from the annotation of a GenBank genome assembly.
AUGGGGAAGGGAACAGGAAGCUUUGGUAAGAGGAGGAACAAGACGCACACACUGUGUGUGAGGUGCGGCCGCCGGAGUUUUCACCUGCAGAAGAGCCGCUGCUCCGCGUGCGCUUACCCUGCUGCCCGCAAGAGGACGUACAACUGGAGUGUGAAGGCAAUUCGUAGAAAGACAACUGGAACUGGACGCAUGAGGUAUCUCCGCCAUGUGCCCCGCAGAUUCAAGACCAACUUUAGGGAAGGUACUCAAGCUGCACCGAGGAAGAAUGCAACUGCUGCACUUUAA